AUGGAAGCUGACAAGGUAGAUGACAAGAUGUUUGAUGAUAAUGUGGAUUUUGAUGCUGAAUGGUUGCAUGGUCAGGGGGAAGGUGUUAAGAAAUGUUCAAAUGAUGAGGAGGCCUGGCAAGUGAUAAAGUACACUCACACUCAUACUUGUGCUGCCACAGCAAAGGUUAAAAAUAUUACCUCAAGAUGGCUUGCUGGUAGAUAUGCUCAUGAGCUGCAAGGUGAUCCUGACAGAAAGAUUAAGGGUUUUAGGGGCAGUAAAGCGAGAGAGCUGAGAGCUAGAAGGAUGACAGACAAAGCUCCUGCAAUAGGAAUUUCAACUCAAGAGAGUGUUGUAACUGGUGAAGGCCAAACCCACAAGAAAAGAAAGGAAGGGAAAAAACAAACCACAGAUUCUGACUCGUCUUUGAAGUCCUCAAUUGGGCCUUAUUCAGACAAUCUCACAAAACGUUCGACGGAGAAGAAAAAGAAGACGCUGACAUCUUCGUGA
Striga asiatica is the source of this 489-nucleotide messenger RNA. Lineage: Eukaryota; Viridiplantae; Streptophyta; Magnoliopsida; Lamiales; Orobanchaceae. The record is from the annotation of a GenBank genome assembly.